Molecule: messenger RNA, 1493 nt
Organism: Zea mays
Lineage: Eukaryota; Viridiplantae; Streptophyta; Magnoliopsida; Poales; Poaceae
Product: xyloglucan endotransglycosylase homolog 1
Exons: 2
Coding region: 96-1229 (377 amino acids)
Biological process (GO): cell wall biogenesis; xyloglucan metabolic process
Cellular component (GO): apoplast; cell wall
Molecular function (GO): xyloglucan:xyloglucosyl transferase activity; hydrolase activity, hydrolyzing O-glycosyl compounds
Source: RefSeq, marked validated
GAUCCAGGCAAGAGCCGUGUGUGCGUGGCUCCGUACGUCUGCCCCGCCGCGUCAACGUCGGCGUCGUGGACGGGCGGCGCAAGCCAUCAUAUCGGAUGGAUGGCGCAGCCAGCUCACGCCACCCCUGGGUUGCGAGACGAUAUGAUCCAUCGACCGAUCGAUCAUCCUCUCUGGUCCAAUCCAACCAUAUAUCCGCCCGGCCGGAAGCGUCAAUCCGGCCGGCGCGAGCUAUAAAUACCGCGGCUCGGUCGCCUCUUCGUCGUCGUCGUCGUCGCAUCGCACGCACCAUCGUCCUGCCGAUCGAUCGCAGCCAGCCAGUCUUGCUGAGAGACGAACUGAAGCCUGAAGUGAACCGAUCGAUCGAUCGAUCGAGCGAGCGAGCUCCCAUGAAGGCGUUGAUUCUGGCGGCGGUGCUGCUGCUGCAGCACGGGGGAGCCGCGAGCGCCGGCGGCAACUUCUACCAGGACGUGGACAUCACCUGGGGCGACGGCCGCGGCAAGAUCCUCGACAACGGCCAGCUCCUGACGCUGUCCAUGGACAGGUCCUCCGGCUCGGGCUUCCAGUCCAAGGCCCAGUACCUCUACGGCCGCUUCGACAUGCAGCUCAAGCUCGUCCCGGGGGACUCCGCCGGCACCGUCGCCACCUUCUAUCUUUCGUCGCAGGGUUCGCAGCACGACGAGAUCGACUUCGAGUUCCUGGGGAACGCGAGCGGGGAGCCGUACACGGUGCACACGAACGUGUACAGCCAGGGGAAGGGCGGGCGGGAGCAGCAGUUCCGGAUGUGGUUCGACCCCACGGCGGCCUUCCACGCCUACUCCGUGCUGUGGAACCCCGCCCACGUCGUCUUCUACGUGGACGGCGUCCCCAUCCGGGAGUUCCGGCGCCGCGGCGACGGGACCGUGCCGUUCCCGACGUCGCAGCCGAUGCGGGUGUACGCCAGCGUGUGGGACGCGGAGGAGUGGGCCACGCAGGGGGGGCGCGUCCGGACCGACUGGUCCAAGGCGCCCUUCGUCGCGUCGUACCGCGGGUACGCCGCCGCCGGGUGCACCGCGCCGGACGCCGCCGCCUGCGCGCGCUCCAACGGCGCAUGGAUGUCGCAGGAGCUCGACAGCGCCGGCCAGGAGCAGCUCCGCCGGGCGCAGGCCAGCUACAUGAUCUACAACUACUGCACCGAUAAGUACCGGUUCCCGCAGGGCCCGCCGCCCGAGUGCUCGUCGCCGGCCAAGUAGUAGAUGAGUAGAAUUGAUCGGAUACAGAGAGCAAUCAAUUAAUUAAAUCGACCCGUCGCUUGGUUUUUGGUUUACACAUUGUACUACGGCAUAAGUUCGGCGGAUAUAUGUAUACGUAGACGGCUAGACGCCAUGCAUGUGUCUUGGCAUGUAUCGUAUUCGUAUAUAUCGUAAUUCGUAUGUACCUCAGUAUACCUGCAUCGUACAUUUACAUGCAUAUAUAUCUCCCUAUAUAUAAAUAUAUAUGGUUUUAUUACACGGGAA